Megalops cyprinoides (Indo-Pacific tarpon) is the source of this 1924-nucleotide messenger RNA. RefSeq names its product tripartite motif-containing protein 16-like protein. Bases 48 to 1607 code for a protein of 519 amino acids. Gene Ontology annotation, molecular function: protein binding; zinc ion binding. The transcript has 6 exons. NCBI's taxonomy places the organism in Eukaryota, Metazoa, Chordata, Actinopteri, Elopiformes, Megalopidae. The record is from RefSeq and is a predicted model, not a curated record.
CGAGCAGGAGUACCGGGGAGGAACAGGACGCCAAAGAGGAGGCCCGGAUGCAGGAGCAGCUCCGGGGCCCGGAGGAACUGAGGCCAGAGGACGUGGCGUGUGACGCCUGUCUCCAGAGCGCCCCCCGCAGGGCGCUGAAGUCCUGCCUCACCUGCCUGGUGUCCUACUGCCAGGCGCACCUGAGGCCCCACCUGGAGAACGCCAAGUUCCAGAACCACCGGCUGGUGGACCCGCUGCAGGACAUCGAGAGGCGGAGCUGCGAGGCCCACGGGAGGCCGCUGGAGAGGUACUGCCCCGCCCACUCCUGCUGCAUGUGUCAGCAGUGUGAGGAGGAGGAGCACCAGGGGCACGGCGCCACACCCCUCAGAGAGGCCCGCGGGAAGAUAGAGGAAGAGCUGCAGCAGAAGCAGGAAGAGAUUACGAAGACAGUGACGGCAGCAGAGAAUGCCAUCAGCAAGCUCCAGAUCAACACUGUUUCCAUCAAGAGCUCGGUGCAGGAGGUGCAUGGGCUGCUGGAGCAGCGGUUCUCCGAGCUGCAGGCCGCGGUGGAGAGGGCUCAGAGGGAGGCGGUGGAGCUGCUGGAGGGGCAGGAGAGGCGGGCGGUCCGGCAGGCGGAGGGCGUCCAGGCGCACCUGCAGCAGAGGUGUGCGGAGAUGAAGAGCAGGCUGCUGAGCGCCGAGAAACUCCGCAGGAACAAGAACGACAUCGACUUCCUGCAGGAACACGCGCAGUGGCGGAAGGAGACGCUGGAUGUUUCCCUGCCGAAUGUGAACAUCGGACUGACGGACUCCCUCACGGCCUUCGGCCACGUGGUCACCGAGGCAACCCAGGAGCUGUGUGAGCAGCUGCUGAACGCUUACAGGGACAAGCUGAAGGCAGCGCUCAGGAGCGAGAAACUGGGUGUGAAAACUGUGGUGUGUGACCCAGAUCGCCAGAUACCUGUGCCUGACCCCAAGACUCGGGAGGACUUCCUGAAAUAUUCCGCCACGCUGACUUUCGACGCGCAGACCGCACACAGCUUCCUGCGCCUGACGGAAGAGAACAGGAAGGCGACCAACACCACGCCCUGGCAGCACGCGUACCCGGACGUGCCCGAGCGCUUCGAGCACUGGCGCCAGGUGCUGGCGGCUGAGAGCUUCUACCUGGGCCGGCACUACUUCGAGGCGGAGGCGAGCGGGGAGGGCACGCAUGUGGGCCUGACCUACAGAAGCAUCGACCGCAAGAGCCAGGAGGACAGCGGCUGCAUCACGGGCAAUGGCUUCUCCUGGUGCCUGCAGUGGAACGGGCGUGGCUUCUCCGCCUGGCACGGUGGUGUGGAGACGCCCCUGCCGGAGGCGGCGUUCACCCGGAUCGGGGUCUACGUGGAUUUCGACGGGGGCCUGCUGGCCUUCUAUGGCGUGGGCGACUCCAUGACCCCCCUCCACCAGUACCGGGUUGAGUUCCUGGAGCCCCUGUACCCGGCAUUCUGGCUGUCCAAGAAGGAGAACGUGGUCCUGUUGGUGAAGCACCAGGACGUCCUGCCACAGACAGGCCCCCUGCCCCCCUGCACACUCCCCUCCAGCCCCAGAGACACCCAACCCCUGCAGCAGCGGCAGCAGCCCCUCUAACUGGACCUGCAAACUGUGUCUUACUGUCAGGAACACGGCUGCUGCUUCCCGGGUUGGCCACCAGAUGGCCACAUAACUUCCUGCGUUCUGUGCCUCAUUUAGUCUAUGUCUUCACCUGUGUUAAUCAGUUAUUGUUUAACACCAGUGCUCUGUGUUAUUUAAGCCCUGCCCUUUGAUCAUGUCUCUGCUCAGCCUUGAGUUGCCACGCUUGUUGUGUGUGAACUCUUGUACCAAGCCUGUUUGUUUCUCCUGAGUCUCCGCUAAAGACAAUAAAGAAACUUUAUUUCCUCUGAACCAAACCUCUUGUGUUCCGAGUA